This is a messenger RNA of Cantharellus anzutake, 573 nucleotides long. RefSeq lists its product as uncharacterized. The record is from RefSeq and is a predicted model, not a curated record. NCBI's taxonomy places the organism in Eukaryota, Fungi, Basidiomycota, Agaricomycetes, Cantharellales, Hydnaceae. The transcript is spliced from 7 exons. Bases 1 to 573 code for a protein of 190 amino acids.
AUGACAGCUCCCUCGUCGUUCCGUACCCCCGCCAAACGUCUCUGGAUUAGUGUGUGGUUCGCCUUGUCAACACUCAUUGUCACAUGGGAUGCGGGCUAUUUACUGUUAAGACCCCGAUCGAUGCAAGGCGGUGACUUGUUCUGGUUGUGGCGACCGUAUCACUUGUAUUCCAAAAUUGACUACCUUAUGUAUAGGCGAAUAGGUUUAUGGGCUGCUGCUCUUGCAGAGGGCGAUGGUUUCCCUUCGGCUCAGGCUCUGAUGAACCUCGCGGAGAAUAUCUUGAAUUUAUUAUACCUAUAUCAAGUGCAUCUUUCCCCGGACCCUUCCACUGCGCCCAUUGCUGGGUUUGCGGUAGCAACCAUGACCUUCUGGAAAACGGUACUGUAUUGGUUACAAGAUUGGCUGUGCGGGUGGUGUACGACUGGGCAUAAUGAUUGGUCAACAUGGAUCUUGUUGUGGGUUUUUCCAAAUGGCUUAUGGCUCGUAAUGCCACUCGCCAUAACCUUCACACUUUGGGGAGACAUCGUGGCUGCUCUAAGCUUCUCCUCUGUGAAGAGUAUAAAGACCUUUUGA